AUGGAGACCGUCGGGUGGGAUCUGUGUGGGAUGGAGACCUUCGGGUGGGAGCUGUGUGGGAUGGAGACCUUCGGGUGGGAUCUGUGUGGGAUGGAGACCGUCGGGUGGGAUCUAUGUGGGAUGGAGACCGUCGGGAGGGAUCUGUGUGGGAUGGAGACUGUCGGGUGGGAUCUGUGUGGGAUGGAGAACGUCGGGAGGGAUCUGUGUGGGAUGGAGACCGUCGGGAGGGAUCUGUGUGGGAUGGAGACCGUCGGGUGGGAUCUGUGUGGGAUGGAGACCGUCGGGAGGGAGCUGUGUGGGAUGGAGGCCGUCGGGUGGGAGCUGUGUGGGAUGGAGACCGUCGGGUGGGAUCUGUGUGGGAUGGAGACCGUCGGGAGGGAGCUGUGUGGGAUGGAGACCGUCGGGUGGGAGCUGUGUGGGAUGGAGACCGUCGGGUGGGAUCUGUGUGGGAUGGAGACCGUCGGGAGGGAUCUGUGUGGGAUGGUGACCGUCGGGUGGGAUCUGUGUGGGAUGGAGACCGUCGAGUGGGAUCUAUGUGGGAUGGAGACCGUCGGGUGGGAUCUGUGUGGGAUGGAGACCGUCGGGUGGGAUCUGUGUGGGAUGGAGACCGUCGGGAGGGAGCUGUGUGGGAUGGAGACCUUCGGGAUGGAUCUGUGUGGGAUGGAGACCGUCGGGUGGGAUCUGUGUAGGAUGGAGACCGUCGGGAGGGAGCUGUGUGGGAUGGAGACCGUCGGGUGGGAUCUGUGUGGGAUGGAGGCCGUCGGGUGGGAGCUGUGUGGGAUGGAGACCGUCGGGUGGGAUCUGUGUGGGAUGGUGACCGUCGGGUGGGAUCUGUGUGGGAUGGAGACCGUCAGGUGGGAUCUGUGUGGGAUGGAGACCGUCAGGUGGGAUCUGUGUGGGAUGGAGACCGUCGGGUGGGAUCUGUGUGGGAUGGAGACCGUCGGGAGGGAUCUGUGUGGGAUGGAGGCCGUCGGGUGGGAGCUGUGUGGGAUGGAGACCGUCGGGUGGGAUCUGUGUGGGAUGGAGACCGUCGGGAGGGAUCUGUGUGGGAUGGAGACCGUCGGGUGGGAUCUGUGUGGGAUGGAGACCGUCGGGAUGGAUCUGUGUGGGAUGGAGACCGUCGGGAGGGAUCUGUGUGGGAUGGAGACCGUCGGGUGGGAUCUGUGUGGGAUGGAGACCGUCGGGAUGGAUCUGUGUGGGAUGGAGACCGUCGGGAGGGAUCUGUGUGGGAUGGAGACCGUCGGGAGGGAUCUGUGUGGGAUGGUGACCGUCGGGAGGGAUCUGAGAUAG
Procambarus clarkii (red swamp crayfish) is the source of this 1290-nucleotide messenger RNA. RefSeq names its product mucin-19-like. Lineage: Eukaryota; Metazoa; Arthropoda; Malacostraca; Decapoda; Cambaridae. The record is from RefSeq and is a predicted model, not a curated record.